AUGCCAUACUCGUUCCACAGCCAUUCAGGCCAAUAUUGCAAACAUGGAUACGGUCUUCUUGAAGACGUCGUCAAGGAAGCCAUUAGGAAAGGUUUCAAGAUCUAUGGAUUGAGCGAGCACAUGCCACGAUUAGAAGAGAGUGAAUUGUAUCCAGAGGAGCUCGAGGCUUCAUGUACCCCAGCGACUCUUGCAGCUACCUUUGCGGAAUUCAGACAACAUGCACGUCAAUUACAGGAGCAGUACAAGGAGCAGAUCACACUCUUAGUUGGUACCGAGAUCGAGUUCAUACAUACCGGCUAUGCUGGCGCUAUCGACAAACUACGCAAGCAACACACGGUGGAUUAUGUCGUCGGCUCGUUGCAUCAUGUGGGAACUAUACCCAUCGACUUUUCCAAUGAACUUUAUCAAAAAGCCCUCGCCAAGUACCAGAGCCUUGAAGCUCUCUUUGAAGCAUAUUUCGACGAGCAAUACGCCAUGUUGCAAGCUGUAAAGCCUGAGGUGGUUGGCCAUUUUGACCUUGUACGCAUCUUUGCUGGAUCGGAUGCCUGCUUGCAGGAGUCAGCUAUUUGGGAAAAGGUGGUUCGAAACGUGGAUCUUAUAGUUGGCUAUGGUGGUUUGUUUGAGAUCAACUCACGUGCUUGGAAGAAAGGAUUGACAGAUGCUUAUCCACACCGCUCAAUCAUUAAGCUAAUCCAAGAAAAGGGUGGUCGUUUCACACUAUCGGAUGAUUGCCAUGGACCCAAUGAUGUUGGAAUGCAUUAUGACAAGUUGGGAGCUUAUUUGCGAGAGGUCAAUGUUGAUACAAUCCAUUAUCUGGUACGCGAAGGUGAUGAGGUAGUAGUCAAGGAGAACAACAAGAUCCUCGAAGAUCACUUUUGGAAAAACGUUCAAGAAUGGUAG
Molecule: messenger RNA, 900 nt
Organism: Lichtheimia ornata
Lineage: Eukaryota; Fungi; Mucoromycota; Mucoromycetes; Mucorales; Lichtheimiaceae
Exons: 3
Coding region: 1-900 (299 amino acids)
Biological process (GO): L-histidine biosynthetic process
Cellular component (GO): cytoplasm
Molecular function (GO): histidinol-phosphatase activity
Source: RefSeq, a predicted model, not a curated record